Molecule: messenger RNA, 1856 nt
Organism: Xyrauchen texanus (razorback sucker)
Lineage: Eukaryota; Metazoa; Chordata; Actinopteri; Cypriniformes; Catostomidae
Product: zinc finger protein ZPR1-like
Exons: 13
Coding region: 144-1472 (442 amino acids)
Cellular component (GO): nucleus; cytoplasm
Molecular function (GO): zinc ion binding
Source: RefSeq, a predicted model, not a curated record
UUGAUUCAAGUGCACAUGAGAAUGUCGCACUAAAACGUGCGAAAACUGGAAACCUCUAGUCGAACGCCAGUCAUUGAAAAAUCACAUUUUCUACUAGCCUUUACCUCUCAAAUCAGAGAGCGUUAAGACUUUUAAACGACAGUAUGUCCGUUAUUGAGGAAGAGCGCGUACGCGGCGGUGUUUUUAAGGACAUUAAUGCUGAAGAUGAAGACGGUCAACCUACAGUUAUCGAGAGUUUGUGCAUGAACUGUUAUGAAAAUGGAAGCACACGACUUCUGCUUACUAAGAUCCCAUUCUUUAAAGAAAUCAUCAUCAGCUCCUUCACAUGUCCACACUGCAACUGGUCCAACACAGAAACUCAGUCUGCCGGGCGGAUACAAGAGCAGGGUGUCCUGUACACCUUACAAGUGAAGACUAAAGAGGACUUGAACCGAGAGGUUGUGAAGUCUGACAGUGCAUCAACCAGAAUUCCAGAACUUGAUUUUGAAAUUCCUGCCUUUACACAGAAGGGCUCAUUGUCAACAAUUGAGGGUCUGCUGGACAGAGCUGUGGUGGGUUUAGAACAAGAACAACCAGCCAGAAAGGCAACAGAUCCAGCUGUAGCUGAAAAAAUAGAGGAAUUCAUCCAGAGGUUGAAAAAGCUAAAAGAUGAUUUUCAAGAGGAAUUCACAUUAAUUAUCGAUGAUCCAUCUGGGAAUAGUUUUAUUGAGAAUCCGUUUGCACCUCAGAAAGAUAAAUCUCUUUCUGUCACGCAUUACAAAAGGACACCUCAACACAACGCUGCUCUAGGAAUAGAGGUAGAAGAGGAACAAGAUGAUGAAGAGCCUGGCAAUGAUCUUGACACAAUGAGAAAUGAGGUAUUAGUGUUCAACACUAACUGCCCAGAAUGCAACGCCCCAGCCAAUACAAACAUGAAGCUUGUCCAAAUUCCACACUUUAAAGAGGUUAUUAUAAUGGCUACUAAUUGUGACAGCUGUGGACAUCGCACCAAUGAGGUGAAAUCAGGAGGAACCACAGAAGAUCAGGGAACCAGAAUAACACUCCACUUAACAGACCCUUCAGAUAUGUCCAGAGACCUGCUGAGGUCUGAGACGUGUAGCGUGUUGAUUCCCGAGCUGGAGUUUGAGAUGGGAAUGGCAGCUCUUGGAGGGAAGUUUACUACCCUGGAAGGACUUCUCAGGGACAUCAAAGAACUGGUUGUUUCGAAAAACCCCUUCAUGUGUGGUGACAGCUUUACAGCAGAUAGAGCAGAGAAAUUACAGCUUUUUGGGCAAAAGAUUGACAAGAUAAUGGCAGGAGAAAUGGACGUUCAGAUUAUCCUGGAUGAUCCAACAGGGAAUAGUUAUCUUCAGAACGUUUAUGCCCCAGAUCCAGACCCAGAAAUGAAGAUCGAGAGGUACACUCGAACUUUUGAGCAGAAUGAAGACUUGGGGCUGAAUGACAUGAAAACGGAAGGGUAUGCAGAGACUUAGGUUUGGAGUCAAAUGUACAAUGGAGAAGAGCAAUUAUAUGACCAAUUCUGUCAGAGCCUUUAAAUUCUAUUGUAAUAAUGUUACAAGCACUUGUUAAAAAACGAUGGUAGAAAUAUAAUUUGAAGAGAAAAAAAUCCUUUUGAUCAGCGUUUUCCUUGCUACCUUAAAAAUUAUUUUUUGUUUAGGCCAGCUUGUCUACGAGGGUUUUGUUAAUUAAGUCCUAGCAAUAUUGUUACUAAGUUAGAAGGUACUUAAAUGUACGGACACUAAAUACAUUAACAACACUAUGGAUGUGACCGUUGUUAAUGCAUUUGUUUCUAACUCUGCAAGGCUGUGUGUAUUCAUAUUAUUUAUGGAUUUUUUGUAAAAUAAAGUGGUUUCAAU